This is a messenger RNA of Paramisgurnus dabryanus, 947 nucleotides long. RefSeq names its product C-signal. Gene Ontology annotation, molecular function: oxidoreductase activity. The record is from RefSeq and is a predicted model, not a curated record. Gene Ontology annotation, cellular component: cytoplasm. NCBI's taxonomy places the organism in Eukaryota, Metazoa, Chordata, Actinopteri, Cypriniformes, Cobitidae.
CCUGUCACUUAACGAAAACUAAUCACAUACUCUCACAAGAUGAAUCAGGCCUUUAGACAAUGCCAAAAUCUAAUGGUUACCGGGGCUAAUCGAGGUCUCGGUCUGCAAAUAGUUGAGAGUCUGGUAUUAGGGGGCUUUUCUCCGGGCAAGAUAAUCGCAACUGCUCGGAAUCCAGAGGCAGCCAAGGAAUUGCAAAGACUUGCAGAAGAGCAUUGUAACAUACACAUUAUUAAACUUGAUGUAACCAGUCAGGAGAGUAUUGAGAAAGCCACAUGUGAAGUGGAAAAGCUUGUUCAAGAGGAGGGUCUUAACUGUCUCAUUAACAAUGCUGGAAUCAAUGUUGUGGCCGAUCUUGAAACAGUCACUGCAGACAAAAUGUUGGAAAACUUCCAUACCAACUCCGUAGCACCACUGAUGCUCACCAAGGCUUUGCUUCCUUUGCUGAAGCGAGCAGCUGCCAAGGGAACCGGGAUGGGCAUCCAUAGAGCAGCGGUCAUCAAUAUGUCAUCCCUGCUGGGUUCAGUGGAGCUUUACUGGGGUGAACGAGCCAACACUUUCAAAUGGUAUCCAUACAGAGCAUCAAAGAGUGCUCUCAACAUGAUUACCAGAUGUUUGGCAGUCGACCUUAAAGAAGACGGAGUCCUGUGUAUGGCUCUUCAUCCAGGCUGGGUACGCACUGAUAUGGGUGGACCAGAGGCACCAUUGAGCACAGAGGACAGCAUUGCCUCUGUGUUGUCUGUGAUUGGUGGUCUGACUGAAAAGGAUCAUGGCUCAUUUCUUCACUACGCUGGUAAACAGCUACCCUGGUGAAGCUGCAGAUGUUUUUCAGAUUGUUCAUUUUGCUUUUUAUUCAGGUUCCUUUCUUAUGAAAUGUAAGUUUAAAUGCUCCAGAUUAUAAAAAUGUUUCAGCACUUUAUUUGAAGCGUGGGUUGAUUGUUCUUUUUGAU